Messenger RNA from Xenopus tropicalis (tropical clawed frog), 1240 nucleotides. RefSeq names its product chitobiase (gene ctbs). Gene Ontology annotation, molecular function: hydrolase activity, acting on glycosyl bonds; endochitinase activity; hydrolase activity, hydrolyzing O-glycosyl compounds. The record is from RefSeq and is marked provisional. NCBI's taxonomy places the organism in Eukaryota, Metazoa, Chordata, Amphibia, Anura, Pipidae. Gene Ontology annotation, cellular component: lysosome. Gene Ontology annotation, biological process: chitin catabolic process; carbohydrate catabolic process; carbohydrate metabolic process.
AUAAACAGACAGGGAACAUGCCAAAAAGCUGCUGCUUGUAGGAAGGUAGCCCAGGAGGCAGAUCAUGGCAGAACUAAGUGCAGGCUCUUGGGUCUUGUGGCCACUUUUUAUUAUGCUCUGUGUGUCCCUGUGUGCUGCUGGCUGCCCCUGUACAGACCCCAGGCUCUGUGAGCCAAUCACCGACAGCCGGGAUUUUGAGGUUCUCGUGUUCUACACAAAAGGAAAAAACUGGAAGUUCUAUGACUGGUCUCAGGUUACCACCAUCGCAUUGUUUGGGAAGUAUGACCCAGAACUUCUGUGUUUUGCACAUUCAAAGGGAGCAAGGCUUGUAUUAAAAGGCGAUGUUCCACUCCCAUACAUCGUGGAUCUAAAAAACAGAACAUCUUGGAUAACACAGAAGGUGGAGUUGGCAAAGAGUCAGUUUAUGGACGGAAUUAAUCUGGAUAUAGAGCAGUCAGUGUUAAAAGGUUCGCCAGAGUAUUAUGCAUUAACUGCUCUAGUGGAAGAAACUACUGAGGCUUUCCACAGAGAAAUCCCUGGCUCUCAGGUAACUUUUGAUGUGGCAUGGUCUCCCGACUGUGUGGAUGAAAGGUGCUACAAUUACACAGGGAUAGCGGAAUCAUGUGAUUUCCUUUUCGUUAUGUCCUAUGACGAGCAAUCACAGAUAUGGACAGAGUGUGUGGCAUCAGCCAAUUCUCCUCUCAAUAAAACAUUAUCAGGUUAUCAGAAGUUCACUCAACUGGACAUUGAUCCCAAGAAGCUGGUAAUGGGUGUCCCUUGGUAUGGUUACGACUACCCGUGUCUGGACUUAGAGGAUAAUAAUUGUACUCUUAAGGAGGUCCCUUUUCGGGGAGCACCUUGCAGUGAUGCAGCAGGGAAGCAGAUCCCAUACAGUAAGAUCACGAAGCAGGUCAACAGUUCUCUGACUGGAAGGCUAUGGGAUGAUGUACAGAAAUCUCCUUUUUAUAAUUACAAGGAUGCAAAGGGGCAGUUCCAUCAAGUUUGGUAUGAUGAUCCAGUGAGCAUCUCCCUGAAAUCUGCGUACAUCAAGAAACUUGGAUUAAGAGGCAUAGGCAUGUGGAACGGAGAUCUACUAGAUUACUCACAGGAUCCGAUAGCUGAGACUCAAACUAAAGACAUGUGGAAUGCCUUAAAGGGGGUGGGGCUCUUGUAAAUUAAGAAAUUACUAAUAUGGAGAAUCGGGCCAUAAAAAUAUACUUAAUAAAAAAUAGUUUUUAUA